CAGGACGUCUGGCGCUGCUCUUGGGUAGUGUACAUCAAAUACAGUACACACGCCGAGGCACGGAAGUGCGUGGAGAAGGAGCAUGGAAAGAAACUCACUGCUCUGAACGGAGUUGCUGGAGGUAGCGAGGAGAUGACGGUUGUACUGGAUGGAGAGGGAAGGAAGCUGCAGGCGAUCCUGAAGGAGCUCAACGCACGGAAGCGCAAGACCCAAGAGGACAAGAGGCGGAAAGAGAGGGAAGAGAAGGCAAAGGAGGCGAGUUCUGCCAGGGGAACGCCGUCCACUACAGCGGCGCACACACCUAUAGGUUCGGUUCACUCUUCUCGCCCGCCUGCUCCAUGGCAGAAGGGCGGAACAAUGCGACCCGCGCCUGCUAGCGCGAAGCUGCCUCCGAAGCCAGUCGCUACGCCCGUAGACGUGCCUGGCGCGUCUCCUGCCAAUGCCCAUCUAAACGGUAUUCCGACUGGUCCAAGGGGAGCACCACCUGUGCGCGUACGCAAGGUUGCUCCCCCGACGUUUCGCGCCCGACUCAUGUCGGUCGGCAAGUACGGGAUCACUGCACAACCGCCAUCGUCGCGACCGCCAUUACCUGCCUCGGAAUCAUCGUCCUCCACGCCUCUUCGUUCUUGGGCUCGCCGUGGCCGUGACGAGCGUGACGCACGGUCGCGUUCGCCAUCGCGGUCUCCGUCACCUGUGAUGCGAAGACCGGGACAGUCUUCCCGGAACGCGUACCAGAAGGACCACGAGAUUGUUCUAGAGGCAUUAGCGAAGAACGGGUAUGAACAUGUUACCUUGGAUGGACACGGUGGGCAGCUGGGUAGUGCAGUGCGAGAAGAGGACGUGCGGCAGUUCUUCCAAGGGUUCAGGGUUGACAAGAUCCUCAGAGACCGAUUGGGCUGGUAUGUCACCUUCGAGACGAGUGAUUCCGCACGGCGUGCAGCGAUGGUGCUCAACCACGGUUCCCGUACUCUCGCGUCGCGGUCGGUGAAUGUGACAGUUCACCCUGCUCCGGCUCCGCCGUCUGCACCUGCACGGAAGCGUUGGACGGACAGCGAGUUGGUUGACGAGGCGGCGAGUCUGGUCAUCAAGGAGCUCAGAACGACGCUUGAGAAGGACCUCUUGGACAAGUAGUCAGCACCGGUGUCCAAAGGCUCGUUCUGUCCGAAAGGGCAAGACGGGUGGCUAGGGCGCCGGAUGGUGAGCAGGAGGCGAAGCAGUGGGGUGCUGGUCUUCGCGGGUUGUCGUUCAAGAAGCAACGGAAGCGACCUAGGGAGGAGCGCGAUACGCCUAUACUGGCAACACCGCAGCUGGAGCCGGAGUUUGCAGUGAUUCGGUCAGAGUCACACAUCGAGUCUCUCGCGGAGGAAGCUGUGGUUGAAAGACCGAGGAAGCGACUCAAGAAGGCUGUGACCAAGAAGGUACUAACGAGGAUAUCGAGUCGGAGGAUGAGGUGCCCGAGACCGUCCCAGUGACCAUAGCCAAGGCAGUUGUCAACGAAGACGUCGAGUCAGAAGAUGAGGACCUCUCCCUUCCGGUCACUCCCAUACUGCCGGAUGUCACACGGAAACGGUCCACGUCUGAGGUCACCGAU
Molecule: messenger RNA, 1591 nt
Organism: Fomitopsis serialis
Lineage: Eukaryota; Fungi; Basidiomycota; Agaricomycetes; Polyporales; Fomitopsidaceae
Exons: 2
Coding region: 133-1131 (332 amino acids)
Source: RefSeq, a predicted model, not a curated record